AUGGAAGCUUUAGUGAACAUCCAUGAGUACAGGCUGACCAGCUGGCUGGGCCAGCAGGAGGACAUCCACCGCAUCGUGCUGUACCAGGCCGACAGCUCCCUGACCCCCUGGACCCAGCGCUGCAUCCGCCAGGCCGACUGCAUCCUCAUCGUGGGGCUGGGGGACCAGGAGCCCACCGUGGGAGAGCUGGAGAGGAUGCUGGAGAACACUGCAGUGAGAGCCCAGAAGCAGCUCAUCCUGCUCCAUAAGGAGGAUGGGCCCCUCCCUUCCCGAACUGUGGAAUGGCUCAACAUGCGGAGCUGGUGUUCUGCUCAUCUCCACCUCCACUGCCCACGCAGAGUCUUCUCCAAAAGGAGUCUGCCCAAGCUGAUAGAGAUGUAUGAACGGGUGUUCCAGAAGCCACCGGACCGUCACUCCGACUUCUCCCGCCUGGCCCGUGUCCUGACCGGGAACGCCAUAGCGCUGGUGCUGGGGGGUGGAGGGGCCAGGGGCUGCUCCCAGGUGGGUGUUAUCAGGGCACUGAUUGAAGCUGGAAUCCCCGUGGACAUGAUUGGAGGGACGUCCAUCGGCGCCUUCAUGAGCGCCCUGUACGCCGAGGAGCGCAGCUACAACCAGAUGAGGAUCAAAGCCCGCCAGUGGGCCAUGGUUAUGAACUCGGUGUUUAAGACUAUUUUAGACCUGACCUAUCCAAUAACCUCUAUGUUUUCUGGAGCAGCUUUUAACAACAGCAUCAACAACAUCUUCAAAGAUAAGCAGAUAGAGGAUCUGUGGAUUCCUUACUUCACCAUCACCACUGACAUCACUGCCUCAGCCAUGAGGGUCCACAGGGAUGGCUCCCUGUGGAGGUAUGUCCGUGCCAGCAUGUCCCUCUCGGGGUACAUGCCCCCCCUGUGUGACCCCAAGGAUGGGCAUCUCCUCAUGGAUGGAGGCUACAUCAACAACCUUCCAGCCGACGUGGCCAGGUCCAUGGGGGCCAAGGUGGUGAUCGCCAUCGACGUGGGCAGCCGCGACGAGACCGACCUGACCAACUACGGCGACUGCCUGUCCGGGUGGUGGCUGCUCUGGAAGAGGUGGAACCCACUGGCUGAGAAAGUCAAGGUGCUGAACAUGGCCGAGAUCCAGACGCGCCUGGCGUACGUGUGCUGCGUGAGGCAGCUGGAGAUGGUGAAGAACAGCGACUACUGCGAGUACAUCCGGCCCCCCAUCGACCGCUACGGCACCCUGGACUUCGGCAAGUUCGACGAGAUCUGUGAAGUGGGAUAUCAGCAUGGGAAAACUGUAUUUAAUGUCUGGUGCAGGAGUGGAGUCCUUGACAAGAUGCUAAAGGACAGGCAAGAGAUCUGCAAGUCCAAAACUGAUAACGUGACCUGUCCCACCACCUCCUUCACGGACCUGGCAGAGAUCGUGUCCCGGAUCGAGCCCGUGAAGGCCCCUGUGGCAGACGACGAGUCAGACUACCAGACUGAGUACGAGGAAGAAAUCCUGGACAACCAGAAGGAUGAUUAUCUGGAUUUCAUAAGCAACCAGGCUGAAGAAGACUCUGACUCGGAUGAAGACGUGCAGCUGAGGAAGCGCAGGACUGUGCCCAGCACGGAGGGCCAGGCGAGCAGCACGGGGGAGCCGGGAUAGAGCAAGGGAGGCUCAGAGCUGCACCCCAUCCUACAGCAGCUGUAUUUAUUUAUUUAAUACUUCACAAAACCAAAACAACGCCUACAUGAAACGAAGCAAGAGCUCAGCCUUCCCCAGCCAGGGCCGGGCUCAGCUGCUGGCACAAAGCACAGCCCGUGCUGUGCCCGGAUCCCUUUGGAGCUCCGGAGAGGGGCGGCUGCCCUGGGCAUCUCCUUCCUACGGGUGCCAGGAGCAGGUUAUUGAUCCCUGAGGCUGGCAGGGGGGCAGAGGGGCAGUUCGAAGCUGCCUUGGUUUUUCUGCUGUGUUUUAGUCGCUGUUUUUCCUGCGAGGCCCCAGGAAGGCCGGGGUGUGUCCCCUCCGUGUGCCGAGAAGGCCCCGAGCAGCAGCACUGCACAAGGGAGGGGUUUGUGGGUCGAAGCGUUGCUUUCUUUUCAUACGAAUCAGGUAACUCUGUAAUUAACUCCUCAGUGACUGCCAGCCACGUACUCGUGAGCAGUGCUCUGACAGGAGCAAAUCUGAAUGUAUUUUCACUUGAAAUCUAAACCUAAGAAAUGAUUGUGAGGGGUGGCUGCGGAGCUGCAUCCUCGAGUCACCAGCAGAACGUUUACUGAUGGAUCAUGGAGCUGACACUUCUGGGCAACUCUGGAAUCACCACUUGGCUGUAUUUGCCCUGUGAAAUAAAGUUAUUUUGCUGGAUUGAAA
Messenger RNA from Pipra filicauda (Wire-tailed manakin), 2331 nucleotides. RefSeq names its product patatin-like phospholipase domain-containing protein 7. The transcript has 14 exons. NCBI's taxonomy places the organism in Eukaryota, Metazoa, Chordata, Aves, Passeriformes, Pipridae. The record is from RefSeq and is a predicted model, not a curated record. Gene Ontology annotation, molecular function: phosphatidylcholine lysophospholipase A1 activity. Gene Ontology annotation, biological process: lipid metabolic process. Gene Ontology annotation, cellular component: endoplasmic reticulum. Bases 1 to 1629 code for a protein of 542 amino acids.